Messenger RNA from Chinchilla lanigera (long-tailed chinchilla), 563 nucleotides. It is a transcript of the gene Lelp1, whose product is annotated as late cornified envelope-like proline-rich 1. The coding region runs from base 152 to 457 and encodes 101 amino acids. NCBI's taxonomy places the organism in Eukaryota, Metazoa, Chordata, Mammalia, Rodentia, Chinchillidae. The transcript has 2 exons. The record is from RefSeq and is a predicted model, not a curated record.
GGGCUUAUCCCUGCCCCACCCCUGGUGUCCUCAGAGCCGGACUGAGGAACCAGAGGGAAAAUCCACCUUCCCCAGCAGAGCUGUACCAUCCAUCCCAUUCAAUUGUCAGGUUAACCACCAGCACAAAGGGGGCCUGUGUAAUCUAGAAACAAUGUCAACUGCUGAUAAGAGUAAGCCUGAAGAUCCUAAGAAUGAGCCCAAGCCCUUCGAUCCCAGGUGUGAACAAAAGUGUGAGUCCAAAUGCCAGCCCAGCUGUUUAAAGAAGCUGCUGCAGCGCUGCUCAGAAAAGUGCCCAAGGGAGAAGUGCUGUCCACCACCAAAGUGCCCACCGUGCCCCCCGCCGUGCUCUCCGCCACCGUCAUGCCCCCCACCGUGCCCACCUCAGCCAUGCCCUCCCAAGCCCUGCUGCAAGCCCUGCCCACCUAAGUGUGCCCCUGCCUGCCCACCCCCAGAGUGAGGCACCAUGGCUGCCACAACCCUGCCACCGCCACCAUGUACAACACCUGGGGCUGGAACUAGAGCCAUGACCUGACAAGUAAAGGUGACCUUCUGCUGCGCAUGAC